Pteropus alecto (black flying fox) is the source of this 3381-nucleotide messenger RNA. It is a transcript of the gene INIP, whose product is annotated as INTS3 and NABP interacting protein. NCBI's taxonomy places the organism in Eukaryota, Metazoa, Chordata, Mammalia, Chiroptera, Pteropodidae. The record is from RefSeq and is a predicted model, not a curated record. Gene Ontology annotation, cellular component: nucleoplasm; SOSS complex; nucleus. Bases 457 to 771 code for a protein of 104 amino acids. The transcript is spliced from 5 exons. Gene Ontology annotation, biological process: DNA repair.
CACAUUCCUGAUUGACGUUCCCUUUCACAAUAUGUGGCCCUCUUGUUCCUCCCGUCUUAACCCAGCUUCGCCACAGGAGACACCUAAACCACAGCCGCAAGAGACACCUAAACCAUAUUUUGUUGAAAACCGACAUAUAUUUGUUAGCCCUUGUACUUUCCCGGGCUCCCCUGAAGGCAUCCCUAAUCACGCCAAUAGAAACAGUUCCUCUCUGCUUUCAGAGCAGUGUUUACGCCUCUUAAAGAGCGCGUUUGUUAAAGUUUCUUUAGAAUGAUUGCUUGAAUGAGACUGUAUUUUCCCACCGUAUUAUGUUCCUUGAGGGCAGAAGUAGGAUCCUGCUCAUUUGGGAUCUCCCCUCGUUUUCCUUUUAAGUUUGCAGUGUACACAAUUGUUGCCGGGUGAUUGUAAAGUGCUGACCAACUGCCACUGAACAUAGUUGAAACAGAAAAUACGAAGAUGGCAGCAAACUCUUCAGGACAAGGUUUUCAGAACAAAAAUAGAGUUGCAAUCCUGGCAGAACUGGACAAAGAGAAAAGAAAAUUACUAAUGCAGAACCAAUCUUCAACAAAUCACCCUGGAGCUAGCAUUGCACUUUCGAGACCUUCUCUUAAUAAGGACUUCCGGGAUCAUGCUGAGCAGCAGCAUAUCGCAGCCCAACAGAAGGCAGCUUUGCAGCAUGCACAUGCACAUUCAUCUGGAUACUUCAUAACUCAAGACUCUGCAUUUGGGAAUCUUAUUCUUCCUGUUUUACCUCGCCUUGACCCAGAAUGAAGAAAAUAUUUCUAAUGAAAUUGACUUUGUAAUAUCAAAUGCCAAAGCUACUAUCAUUUAGUGCUAUAUAAGCUGUGACUUUCAGAAUUUUGGUGAACUUUCAUGUAUUUUGCUUCUUCAUAAGAAAGGUAUGUGUAAGUGAAAGCAAAAAACAAAAAACAAAAAACGGGGAGGUCACCAGGAUGAUGAGAGCUUUGGAAGCUAUAUUAUCUGAGGAACUGAUUAUGCUACCUGUGACUGUAACUUAUUUGUAAUGCAGUUUGAUUUUAACGCGAAAUCACGCUCUGAAUUGGAUGGUCACAUAAACUCACUUCCCAGCCCCCAACUAGUUGGACUGAGUACAUCAUAUCCACGAUAGACUUUUAAGAACCAUUUAUAGUACUUACCUUUAAAGAACAAGGGUGCUUUUAAAAAUGUGAACCAAAAGGCUUAAAUAAGUUACAUUCAUAUUGCUGUUUAUAGAAUUGAUAUCAGUGUACCUUUUGAGUUUAUAGUCAAAAUAUCAUCCUGAAAUAUUCUUUAAAUCCUAGUUUCCCUAUUCUCAAUUUUAAAAGAAAGCCCAAGAGAAGACUAAGUUAACCAAUCAGUCUUAAACAUUGUUUAUAAACCUAUGCCACUAUAAAUUAUGUGACUAAAUGCUAUUAAAAACAAUUAUAAGAAAUGUGGUUUUAAAUUUUGUACAUGUUCUUAUUCAGUGUUCUAGCAUAAAUGGUGUGCCUGCGUGAUUUUAUUGUCCAUUUCUGUUUUAAUUAAAACUAUGCAAGUUAAGCCCCUUUUUAAUGACUAAGGAGGAAGGAGUUAGGUUAAGCAGUGUGUCAACAUGAUACAUUUUUAACAGAAUCCAGGGUGCUUAUUUAAAUACACAGUCCCCACUACCUUGCCCUAGUCAUACAGAAUUAGAAUCUCUAAUUCAGAAUAAAGUCUGACAACCAUGGGUUGGAGAAUUCAAUUUUCAUGAUAUAUGUUUAUAAAUUUAUAGAUUUGUAGGCCCCUGAAACUUAAAGGUCAUUUAACUAAAAUCUACAUCAUUUUACUUUUAAUAGGAUUAAAAUUAUAUUUUAUAUUAUAUCACAGAUAACAGUAUUUUAUAUAACACUUGUAACUGACCUCAUUUUGGCCUUGAGUCCCCAUCUUCUCUAAUGGUAGAAUGAAAUUUAAACUUAAAAUUCCAGUUUGGGUUCAUAUUUAAUCAAAUUCAUCUCCUUUUUCAAAAAAUGUCUUUUUCCUCCCUCCCUAGAUAUUUGCACCAACCCAUCUUACCCAAACUAAUUCAGUCAGGAGUAGACAAUUCUAGACUUUGCUGUGCCAUUUAGAGCUUUCUCUUGAGCAUUUGAACUGGUGUUCUUCAUCUGCAUAAGUUGCUCAAGACGCCCGCCCUCCUGCUGCUAAGGACCUCCCCCGGCCUCUGGCUCCUGUCCGCCUCAGGUCUAGCCAGCUAUUCCUCGGACCUCCUGAUAGUGGCCCUCAUUUUUUUGAAUGAAUUUGACUAAGUUUCUGUUCUUUGUACUCCAUGACCUAAAUCCAUGGUUCUAAAUCUAUCUACUUGAUGUUAGGGAGAUAGAAAAUGUGGAUUGUAGUUUUUAUACUAUUAAAACCUCUGCUAUAUAUGUGGCUUUUAUAACCUAAAUUAAAGAGAUCUUUUUUCCAGUGGUAUCUUUUCUAGUCUCUUAGCCUUUUAAAUAGACGAUGUUGCCUAAAUCCUGCUGUUCUGGCUAGUAAGAACUUCCUCCCAUCCUUCUCCUUUGAGUUACUUACAAAUUCAAUUCCAUAUGUAUUUAUUAAUACCUACUGUGUAAAACACUGUGCUUUGGGGAGAAAGGUGAGUGAUAACCUGCUCUUAAGGAGAUCACAGUGAAGAGGAGCCAGGUACAGCAGUAAUGAUGAAGGGAGCCCAAUGCAGUGAGUGGCACAGGAAAGGCAUCCCGGAGCAUGUAACAGCCUACAAAGGCCUAAAAGUAUUGACAUGAUUUUUACCUGGCAAAGGAGAGGAAGAGCCGCUCCAGGCAGAGGCCAAGAUUUCAUAAUCAAAGACUCUUUAGAACGUGAGUCCAAAGACUUGCGAGCACUACAGAGGAUAAUGGAAAACACAGAAGACUCACUCAAGCCCUGAGGUGAAGGCUCAGUAUUGCUUCCCUCAGCUUGUGGAUGAAUUUGGCUAACUCGCUUAAACUCUCUUUACAUGUCACUCCGUCCCAUCUGUAACAUAGGAACAGAACACACUGCCUACUUCCUAAAUUGUCUAAACCAGUAUUUUUCAAAAUGCAAGUCUUAAGCCGUUACUGAAUUGAGAAGCCAACAUAAUGGCUUAAUGAAGUGUGACUAGCAUUUUUUUAAAAAACAAUACAAAAACAUCAGGGCGGCAUAGCGUGUAGUAAUAGGUUUUAUUUCAUGAAUCAUCUGUUUCUGUGUGUUCGUGUGUGUGUGUUUUACUUAAUUUGUUUAUUGUAUGUUCCACCAGUGUGUGAAGUCUCUGAAGACGAGGAUGUUUGUUUCCCUCCUUCCCUCCCCCUUUGUUUACUACUGUACUCUGCUUAGAAUAGUACUUGGCAUAUAGUAGAUGGUCAGUACUUACUUAUUGAAGGAAUGAAUGAAUAAAUAUAUAUGACCUGA